AUGGCUCCCAAGAGGGCGCUGUUCGUGGCGGUCGGCGAUGGCGGUGCGCCGCCGCCUCCAGAGAAGCGCCAGCGGGCGGGAGCGGGACCGGCUCCCAGCAGGAGCAGCCCCGAGCUGCCGCUGCCGUCGCCACCUCCGUCGCCGAAGCACUUCCUCGCCAUCGUCCUCGUCGUCCUCUUCUUGAAACGACCGAAGGGUCGGAGCACGGACAGGGUCCCCAUCUCCCUCUCGCAGAUCGGUCGCGUGGAUAAUAUAACACGGCCCUCUCCUAACCUCCUCAAUGAUGAGCAAUUCACACAAGAGGAAAACCAGGAAGGCACCAGUGCUGAACCUGCAGGAUUGGCCACUGCUGAAGGCCAGAGCGAAACCACGAGCAUUCAGCUGCGCUUCCUCAAUGGACUGAAGACUCCUGUUUACCAUGACGAUGAGAUAAAAUCUGAGAGCAAUACAGCCAUUAAGUUGGACUCUAAAAGUUCAAUAAACAUAGAGCCAAUUCUCGGGAUGGAAAGCGGAAAUGUAUUGGGAGGUGAAGGAACAAAAGCCCAGCAGAAUGGACAGUGCGAUCUUGGUAGCAUCAAAUUCACAGAAGGGUCGUGCAAGGCUCAUGGCGGGAAGUUCAUCAUUGGGGCAAGAGUUUGUGAGGGUGAGGUAUCUGGUGUCCAGGUUCAACAAGCCGUCAUGAACCCUGUGGUUGUGCAGGAUCUUGCAGAAACAAAUGUAGCAAAUGAAAAGAGUCAUCCUCCAAAACUAAAUGAUAGCGUGCAUCGUUUGGAGGAGAUUGCCAAAGUUUACGCAGAAAGGCUGGAGAAGGAGAACAUCUUUACUGUGGAAGACUUUUUAAAGGCUUUAAAUAAGGACCCUCGUAACCUUGCCAAAGCAGAAUUUUUUGGUGGUCCUUACACUCUGACAGAUAACUUUAGUUUUGCUCAACAGGAGUUAGUGGACCAGCUGAAAAAGGGGGCUUAUGCUAAACUGGAUAAGCUUCCCGAGGAUCAUGUAAUGACAGACAACUCUCCUAACCCAAUUCAUGUGGAUAAAUAUACUAGUAUUGGUGCUGGUCCAUCCUAUAUGCCAAUUGAACAGCCAAACUGUUCUGUUCGCCUCGCAUCUGUUCAUGGUACGGCAGCAGCUGAAAGAUUGAGCCAUGAUCGGAUUGAGUCAUCUUGUCCGAAUGCAUACAAUGACCCAGUUCCCAGCUCCUUCAUUCCUGAUCACCCCAGCAUGCAUAACUAUCAAGGUGGGCGUGUUCCAGUUCUACCAUUUGAAGGCUUUAGCCAUGAUGAUCACUACAAUGAGUUAUUAUCUGCAAAUGCAAACAGUAAUGAUCCUGGCCCUAGUUCCUCCACUGCUGAUCACUUCUUGACAUAUAACUACCGAGUGACACCAGGUUUAGAUCAUGUAGAAAUAAUCCAGAGUCAGCCCUUCUUGUUAAGCAAUGGCACCUUAUAUGGACUAACUUCUGGCCACAUCAAUAUGGCAUUACCACCACAGCAACCUAUAAUCCCUGGUAUGUCUCUCAAGCCUUUUCACCAUCCUUGGAAAGGUACCCCAAGAUCAGGUCAAGGAGCACACAGAACCAGAUGCAAGCUCCCUUGGCCCCCACCAAUGACGCCUCAGUGGCAUCUGCUUCUGCUCAGCAGGCCCUUCCACCACAACAGUGUUAUCCCUGGGACGGAUCAUGGUGAAUAUUGGUACGGUGGUCCUACUCAGCCCAUCAUAUCCGAGGAUCAACAAUGUUCCCUUCGCUAUCCUAGUAGCUCAGCGUUGAUCUGA
Messenger RNA from Miscanthus lutarioriparius, 1773 nucleotides. Lineage: Eukaryota; Viridiplantae; Streptophyta; Magnoliopsida; Poales; Poaceae. The record is from the annotation of a GenBank genome assembly.